Molecule: messenger RNA, 2017 nt
Organism: Podarcis muralis (Common wall lizard)
Lineage: Eukaryota; Metazoa; Chordata; Lepidosauria; Squamata; Lacertidae
Source: RefSeq, a predicted model, not a curated record
GACACAGGCGAAAAGCAUUCCGCUCGUUUGCUAUCAAAGAGCAAAGCAGCCCUCCAGUUCGAUUGAGUACCGCAGUUCUUCGUCGAAAGAGCGACGGGACGGUCCCUUUGGUCCUCGCCCUCCUGAGGACGCCUUCACUCUCGCGAGGUUACAACUUCUCCCACUCGGUUCUCCGAGGUUUUCCUUCUCGGCGGCUGGCGUCGGCGGGAGCUGCAGGGCGCAUGCUCAGUCCGCGCGGCGAGGCGACAUGGCGGCGCCCAGCUCGGAGCAGACGGCCCGGCCGCCGCGGCCGGGGAGAAGCGGGCGGAUCCUGCUGGUGCGGCACCUCCCCGCCUCGCUGACGGCUUCGGAGAAGGAGAGCUUGCUGAGGCACUUCGCCGCUUCCGUGCGGGUCCUGUCCGACCGCGGGAGGCUGAAACACACUGCUUUUGCUACUUUUCCGAAUGAAAAUGCAGCUACUCAGGCUUUAUCGAGAUUGCAUCAGCUGAACCUUCUAGGCCACACUCUGGUAGUUGAAUAUGCAAAGGACCAAGACAGUGUUUGUGCACUUAGCCAAUCUUCUGAAAGUGAGAAGGACAAAAGCCUUGAAGAACCAGUGAAAGAAGAGAAAGAACAGAAAGAUCUAGGCUGCCUCAAGAUAGAAAGUGGAAUUGCUCCUAGCCAUGGGUUAACUUUCCCUAUAAAUUCUUGCCUCAAAUAUCGAUAUCCCCCGCCUUCCAGUACAAUCCUAGCCAACAUAGCAAAUGCCUUGGCAAGUGUGCCUAAGUUUUAUGUGCAGGUUUUGCAUCUUAUGAACAAAAUGAAUCUUCCUCCUCCCUUUGGGCCAGUUACUCCUCGACCUCCUAUGUAUGAAGAGUAUAUCCCUUUACCGCCUCCUAUUCCUCCUCUGCCUCCUGAGGAACCCCCUUUGCCUGAAGAGGAGGACAGUCAGGACUCGAGCAAAGAUGAAUCUGAGUAUGAAAGUGCUGAUGAAGAGGAAAAAGAAAGAUUUACAAAGUUGAUGGAAUUGGCAACCCUCCAACCCAAACGACGGAUCCCAACAAAGCCGCACCGUACAAGAAAAAGGAGAAAGAUCAAAGACUUAUUAAAUGUCUCCCAGCUUGCUUCCCACAGCAAUUUGCACCCAGCCCUGUCGCCUUCGGAUGUGUUUGAGCAGCCGCACCCUGUAGGUCUCAAAAAAAUUGAAUUUCACAUACCUUCAGAGAGCCCUGGCAUUCUUCAGAAAAGCUUGGCGGAGCAGCAUAACAAUGACAUCUAUGCAGCCAUUGAUGAAAUAUCUGGUGAAGGGUUUGGAAAAAUCUUACCCGCUCUCUGUUCCAGUCAUAAAGAAGAGACAGAAGAGGAAGAAGAAGACGAUGAAAUACCUUCGGAAUUUGUUUCUAAAAGAGAGCUAGAAAAAAGCAGAGUCUCCCAUAAAGAAAUGGAAACUCUUGCUGUCUUCAGAAAUUAUGAGCCCGGUGAGCCAAAUUGUAGAAUUUACGUGAAGAAUCUCUCUAAACAAGUUCAAGAAAGGGAUUUGAAGUUUAUCUUUGGAAGAUACGUUGACUUUUCAUCAGAAACUGAACGUAUAAUGUUCGAUAUACGCUUAAUGAAAGAAGGCCGUAUGAAAGGACAAGCAUUUGUUGGGCUUCCCAAUGAAGGAGCAGCUGCAAAAGCUUUGAAAGAAGUCAAUGGAUAUGUUUUAUUUGACAAGCCUAUGGUGGUCCAAUUUGCUCGAUCCGCGAGACCAAAGCCGGAUCCCAAAGAGGAAAGGAGAAAAGAUAAGGGGAGAAGACCCUGAAGGUAGGUUCGUUUUGAGUUCCCUGUCUUUCAAGCUCUGGAAGAAGAUGCACGGUCGGCCGAACUAUUCAACAGUGCGUAAAAGCAUUUAACAUGUAUUUAAAACACGACACAAAUGUUCUGCUAACCUUAGGUGUGUUGUGUGCUUUUAAACAAUGGAAGACCUUCCAGCAAGUCACAUAGUGGAGGUGGAAAAUGUUUCAAUUAAAGAUCUAAUAAAUUAUUCACUUUUGCAUUG